AUGAUGGACUUUGAUGAGAGGGUUUCCGUCGGCUCCAACAUGUAUUUGCCCAGCUGCACAUACUACGUCCCGGGGGCCGACUUCCCCACAUUGCCUUCCUUCCUGUCCCAAAGCCCGUCUUCUCGUCCAGUGACCUAUUCAUACUCUUCCAACCUGCCGCAGGUUCAGCCUGUCAGAGAGGUUACCUUCCGAGACUAUGCAAUCGACGCACCCAGCAAGUGGCACCAUCGAGGUCCCUUGUCCCAGUGUUACCAAACAGAGGACAUUGUGCAUCGUGAGUGUUUACCAGCACCGACUACCGUGGGUGACAUGUUCACAAAGAAUAGCUCCGCAGCUUACCAUCAUUCCACAUCGGGCGCGAGCUCCACAGCAAAUUUCUACGGGAGCGUAGGGAGGAACGGGGUGCUGCCGCACGCGUUUGACCAGUUUUUCGACACUGCUUUCGGGGGCCCAGACAACUCAUCCAACGGUGACUACACAACGGAAGAUAAAAGCCACACGACCAAACAGUCUAUGUCCGCGCCCGCACCGGAGCAUGAGACAGAGGGAAAGGAGCGUCGCGAUACCAGCAGCCCCGAGUCUUCUUCCGGCAACAAUGAGGAGAAGACGAAUAGCGCUACUUCUUCUAGGGCACGUAAAAAGAGAUGUCCAUACACAAAGUAUCAAAUCCGGGAGCUCGAGAGAGAAUUUUUCUUCAGUGUGUACAUCAACAAAGAGAAACGUCUACAACUGUCCAGGAUGCUUAAUCUCACCGACCGCCAAGUGAAAAUCUGGUUCCAGAACCGGCGAAUGAAGGAGAAAAAACUGAACCGAGACCGUUUGCAGUACUACACCACGAACCCUUUGCUUUAG
Molecule: messenger RNA, 852 nt
Organism: Chanos chanos (milkfish)
Lineage: Eukaryota; Metazoa; Chordata; Actinopteri; Gonorynchiformes; Chanidae
Gene: hoxa11a
Product: homeobox A11a
Exons: 2
Coding region: 1-852 (283 amino acids)
Biological process (GO): regulation of transcription by RNA polymerase II; anatomical structure development
Cellular component (GO): nucleus
Molecular function (GO): DNA-binding transcription factor activity, RNA polymerase II-specific; RNA polymerase II cis-regulatory region sequence-specific DNA binding
Source: RefSeq, a predicted model, not a curated record